ACACUGAGCCGAGCGGCCCUGGGCAGUCAGUCAGCUAGCUCCUGGUCUGGUUGCGCCGGUGCCCCGCUACGGCGCGGCACUGCUGCGGUGACCCCGCCGAGCGCCCCGCAGGCUCUGCGGAGCUUUGUGUCUGCAGUAUGGGAGCGAACCGGGCUCCGGCAGCCGUGGGGGCAGGUCGAGGCGGGGGUUGGGCUUAAGGGCGGCUAGGAGGAAGCUUUGUGUGCACUCCGAGGGGACGAGCGGGCGGUGGCAGCAGGGAGAGAAGAUCUGGUCGGACGUCUGCAGCCGUCGGCUCCCGAGCUGCCCCCUCGCGCCUCUUCGGCCGCACCACAGAAUCUAGGGGCCGUGAUCACAAUGGCCAGCGAGAUCGACAACCUGAACAGCCACGAAGCAAAGACGGUAUGCGAGGCGUUGGGGCGCUAUGAAGACACGCUGCGGGGCGCUGUCCGGGAGAUCCACGUGGACAUUCAGGUGUUCAAGCAAGGCGUGAGCAGGCAGGUGGAUGAGGUGCUGCGUCUCGCUAGCCCCCUGGCACGCACCGUCUCAGAGUUGCAGCAGGAGAACCAGCGCCUGCGGGUGCAGCUGGAGCGUCUCGCUCGGCAGGUGGAGGCCCUUGGCCGGUCGGCGGGGCUGCCGCAAGAGUGGCAGGAGGAGGCAGAGAGGAGCCCUCCAGCUGUGGGACCUAGCUCUCCAGUGCCGGCUUUUUCUGGAGACAGGUUCUCCACCCUUGCGAAGCUAGCAGUGUCUGGUCGGAGCCAAAGUGUAGACCUGGAUGACCACCACAAACCUGAGUUUAGAAGAGUUUUUAGUUCUUCCCUCAUUGAAAAUGGGCAUCAGUCUUCAUCAGGCCAGGCAAAAGCCUCCCAUGAGCUGACCUCUUUUUACAUGUCAGACUCUUCCCCUGAGGCCCAUGCUCCUGCAAUGACCUUACAGAUGCCACACCUUCCUGUUACUGCAGUAACCAGAAUAUCAGAGAAGUUUUCAGGAGAAAACAUCCAUUCAGCAGGAACAACUAAUGCAUCCACUGGCCUGCUCGGACAAAACCAGAGCAAAAAUGAGAUGACACUGAAAACUUCCAACCAGUCAGUGAGAACAAUGACUUCAUCUGCCAAUGGAGUGAAUGCCACCUCUGUCACUAAGCCUGUCUCUACUGCAAGCUAUGAGGCAAGUAGUGGAAACAAAACUGGUGAAAGUGCAGCUGACAGUUACUGUGGUAUGACACCCAAGGCUCACUCCUCUCCUCCUACUGUACAUCGCCAAGUUGAAAGGAGGCGAGAACUGGUGAGGUCUCAGACGCUUCCUCGAACUACAGGAACACAGGCCAGGAAAGCACUUUUUGAGAAAUUUGAGCAAGACAGUGGAAAAGGAAAAGGACAAUCCAGAGCUAAACUGAAGAGAUCGCAGAGUUUUGGGGUUGCCAGUGCUAGCAGCAUUAAACAAAUUUUGUUAGACUGGUGUCGCUCAAAAACCAUAGGAUACAAGCACAUUGAUCUCCAGAACUUCUCCUCAAGCUGGAAUGAUGGGAUGGCAUUCUGUGCUCUUGUACAUUCUUUCUUUCCUGAGUCUUUUGAUUAUAAUAAGCUUGAUCCAGCUAACCGCAAGCAGAACUUUGAGCUGGCUUUCACAAUGGCUGAGAAAAUGGCUCACUGUGAUCGUCUGAUAGAAGUGGAUGACAUGAUGAUGAUGGGCCACAAGCCAGAUCCCAUGUGUGUCUUCACCUAUGUCCAAUCUCUGUACAAUCAUCUACGACACUUUGAAUAAAACCAUCACCGCCUGUCCAGCCAGAGGGAUCGAGUAUAUUAUGCUAAUGGAAAGACUGACAUUUUGCAAAUAGAACACUGUUAGUUCUUGCAAGCAUGUGGACAGUAAAAAGCAUUCAAUUGUAUUUGCUGACUGAAGUGUUACUGAGCACUGCCUAUGUACUUUUGGUGCUAAUAGUAGGUUGAAUUUUUAAUAUUCUUUUAAAGAUUACAGGAAGCUAAAUCUCAGCUCCUGUCUCUGUUAGAAUCACAGAAUGGCUUGGGUUGGAAGGGACCUUAAAGAUCGUCUAGUUCUAAUCCCACUGCUGUGGGCAGGGUUGCCACUCACUAGGUCACGUUGCUCAAAGCUGCAUCCAGCCUCGCCUUGGAUACUUCUGGGAAUGGGGCAUCCACAACUUAUCUGGGCAACCAGUUCCAGUACCUCACUGUCUUCAUGGUAAAUAAAUUCUGCCUAAUAUCUAAUCUAAAUCUGUAACUUCUUUUGGUAGGGUAACUCCUUGUCCUGUUGCUACGUUACUGGGCUAGAGACGGUUUUAAAUACAAGUAAUUCUGCUAUGAAGAUGAUCCCUCCUAAAAAUACGGGUAAAACUCUAGGAGGCAGCCACUUCACUUCCACUUCUUUGCUCAGCAUACCACAAAAGUAAUAGCAGACAGACAAGAAAAAUCCUGUUUAACAAAUUUAGCAAUAUUACCACCAUCCCCAUCCCACUUCAGCAAACAUGCGUGCAUGCACACAUGCACAUGUUAAAUAGGCACCAUUCUAAACUCUGGAAAGCAGUGGUCCAGCGUGACAGGAAUGAAGCCUUUACAACUUGUUCAGUCCUCAUGUUUUCUCUAAUGCGGCCAAGCAGUGUUUCCAAAAAAAGAAGUGUGAAAUAUGUAGGAAUUCUAAAAUGCCUUGGGCUAGUAUCUGGUUUCAAUUAAAUUAAUGUUAAAUCAACAAUGUCUCCAUUAACUAGAGUGGGUUUACACCAGAAUUGCUAGACAAAAAGUUUGUGUUUUAUCUUUUCUGAUUUCCUGUUUGCUAAAUAAACAUAGCUUUGUUUUCACAUUGAACAUUGUAAACAAAAACACUAAACAAGCAUAUAUUUUUUUUUCCUAGGGCCUUUUAACUUAUUCCUUUCCUUAGAAUAAUCUACAUAAAGUAAAAACUGCUAGCCACAAGCCCUCUACUCAUGCUAGAAAAUGGGUUUCUAACCUGCAAUUAUUUGUGCUCUUUGUAGAUAGUUAUAAAGGUGACUUUGGCUCUGUGUUGAUGGCCAUUUAUAAUAAAACACGUCAAAUGUUCUUUAGAAUUAUUGCUUCUCUAUAGAAGGAUUUUAUUUUAUCCUUCCUUUCUAGUGCAGUUUACUUAAGAAACCAUGAAUGAAGCAACCACUUUAUCAGAAGUCUGGGGGGAAAAAAAAAAAAGGCAUGUAAAGGUAGAGUAUAAGCUAACUGCGCAAGAGCUGGAUCACCAAGAUCUGUCCAAAGUGUGCCUAGCCUGUUUCUAUAACAUGUUGGAAACAGCUUGAAAGCACAUUUUAAAUGCACAUCUUAGUAUGUAUCUGAAAGAUAUAUGAUCGGACUAGCAGUAAUCCCAGGUACUUCUCACACAGGUUUAGUGCAAGUGGACAGGGGUCAGGCAGGUUAUUUGUGAUGUGUCUGCCAUUAUUGUCUUUGGUUUUUAACUUUUUUUGAAUGAUCAUAGUUCUGAUGAACAAGUGUGUAUCUGUUUCUCCAACAAAUGCUCUGUAAAAAUGAACAAACUGUAGCUGUGUUUUGGAGAAAUGAUCAAAUUAGGCACAGUGAGAAAUCAGUCUGCAGUAGGUAUGUGAUGUGCAUAUUUCCAUUCUUAUAGCAGAAUACUUUUUAUUGACUAGCAGAGCCAAGUUUCACUGCAGCUGUAUUACUGGCAGUAGCAGCUUUAUACAUUUAUUUUCUUCACAGUCCCAGCUCAUGAAUGAUUGUCUUGUGUGAGUGAUAGAGACAUGGUUAAGUGCGUGGCCAAUUUUGGUCUAGUAGCAAAUAAUUAUAAAAAAGGAAAUUCUAGGCAGAAGAAGUUUAGUCAAUUCACUAAGAGGAAUUAACAUUUUUGCUACAGUUCAGCUUGUUCACAUCUACCCAAAAGCUAUUUGCACAGUUUCCAAAAUUUCUCCCACUUUAAAGAGACAAUCAUAAAGACAUCUUGCCAGCUGGGGAGUGGAAGACUGUAAGCUGGUAUUAACUCCUGAUGGUUUGUAUAUAAGGGCAUGAUAGAUAUCAUAUUAUUGCAUAGUUAUAGAAAAGUACAGUGCAUUAAAAUGCAUUAAGAGAAUGCCUGAUCUAUAAUAUAUAGCCUGGAUGAGAUUGUAUGAUUAAAUUUAAUAAUGUAUGUAAAGUAUGCCCCUGAUGUUUUUUUAGUGUUUUUAGUUAAAAGUAAUACAGUGUGUAUGAAUAUGAUGGUAAAUGUAUUUAACAUGAAUGACAAAAGAACAAUGUAUUAAGUCAGCAUAUUGUAUUUUACACAGAAGGAGGGUGUCUUGGAUUUUUUUUAAUACAGUUUCUGCACUGUAUCUAAAAUUCACUACUAUCUCAGAUAGUUUAUUGGCAUCUUUAUCCUACUUCUAAAGGCUAGAUCAAUUUGUUCUGUGUCAGAUUUUCAAAAUAAUCCUAGCAGAGCCAUUACCUACUGUUUAGGUGAUUAUAUUUUUCAAUGCUAAAACUUCCAAAACCCAAACAUGUUCAGCCUUUAAACACACUUUGUUCUCUUUAGUCAGUGUUUUUGUUUACAAGCUAUUUCUGAGCAGUUUUCCUUAGAACAUAGCACUGAAAUAAACUACAUGCUGGAGAAUUAA
Molecule: messenger RNA, 4576 nt
Organism: Gallus gallus (chicken)
Lineage: Eukaryota; Metazoa; Chordata; Aves; Galliformes; Phasianidae
Gene: SMTNL2
Product: smoothelin like 2
Exons: 9
Coding region: 355-1761 (468 amino acids)
Biological process (GO): positive regulation of vasoconstriction; actin cytoskeleton organization
Cellular component (GO): M band; I band; microtubule organizing center
Molecular function (GO): protein phosphatase 1 binding; tropomyosin binding
Source: RefSeq, a predicted model, not a curated record